This is a messenger RNA of Malassezia restricta, 1506 nucleotides long. Its product is annotated as GTPase. Bases 1 to 1506 code for a protein of 501 amino acids. Gene Ontology annotation, cellular component: mitochondrion. Lineage: Eukaryota; Fungi; Basidiomycota; Malasseziomycetes; Malasseziales; Malasseziaceae. The record is from RefSeq and is a predicted model, not a curated record. The transcript has a single exon. Gene Ontology annotation, molecular function: GTP binding; magnesium ion binding; GTPase activity.
AUGUACGGACAUGUGUUCUCACGCAUCAUACAAAGCGCGCGGUGCCAGCGCUUCAUUUCAACAGAUGCAUUAGCGAAGCAUAAAGCAGACUAUAGACGGAACCGUAAAUCGCGCCAUUUCGUUGAUACCCUUCUGGUGCAGGUUCAUGCGGGGCACGGCGGCGAUGGAUGUGUCUCGUUCCAUCGAGAAAAAUUUGUACAAAUCGGUCCUGCUGCUGGUGGAAACGGCGGCACAGGAGGUAACGUAUAUCUCCGAUGUGAUCCAACGAUACACUCCCUAGCGCGUGUCUCGAAACGAGUCGCUGCAACCAACGGUACGCAUGGCGAAGGAGAUUGGCUGCAUGGACGAAGCGGUACCGAUGUAACUAUUCAUGUUCCUGUCGGCACCACGGUUCGAAGUCUCGGGCAAAUCUUGAACGAGAAAAGUGCAGCUGCACAACCAUACUUGAACUAUCUUUUCUCGCCUCAAGCUCGAAAAUCCCUCACAAUUGAUUUGGAUGAAACGCCAGAGAUCGCUGCUUCGCGCUCGUCCGUGUGGCGACACUUCCCACGUUUCGAAGAAGACAAUUAUGAAAGGCAGCAUUUUCGUGCUGCAGAAGAGAAACUGCUACGUGAGCUACGAGCGUGGUCCAAGCACAAAUCCCAUGUCCCGUCAGUGGCAUCACAAUCCUGCAUGACAAACUUGGAACCUUAUGAGGUCUCAGAUAUACGGGCUGAUGCCGGCUGGUGUAUGGACAUGGACCUACCAACGCCACCAGAGGACCGCGGGAUACUGCUUGCCCGCGGUGGUGAAGGAGGGCUGGGCAAUCCACAUUUCCUACUAGAGAAAUACCAUGCGCCUAAAAUUGCUACGCAAGGUAUGCCGGGAGAGUCGCUACUUCUUUCCUUGGAAUAUAAGCAGCCAUCCGAUAUCGGCUUGGUCGGUUUACCGAACGCUGGGAAGAGUACGCUUUUGCGUUGCCUAAGUCGAGCUGAUGCCGAGGUGGGAUCAUACAGUUUUACGACGUUGAGCCCGAACUUUGGUGUCAUGCGAUUCGGCCCCGACGGCCACAUGUUUUCUCAAGAUGACAGAAAUGAACAUGAAAUGCAACGUCUUACAGUGGCAGAUAUGCCAGGUAUCAUCAAGGAUGCCUCAAAAAACAAGGGUUUAGGUCAUGAAUUUUUGCGUCACAUUGAGCGAUGCAGUAUGCUUGUCUAUGUUAUAGACUUUGGACCAACCAACCCUCGACCAUCAAGUGAAGUCCUCAUUCUUAACAGGGAACUGGAGCAAUAUCGACCUGGACUCAUUGAUCGUGUGGCUUUGGUGGCCGCAAACAAAGCUGAUCUACUAGGUGGUACUCACAAUCCUUACACUGAAGAGGAUGCACGAGAAAAACUCUUACGCUUUCGCCAAGACGUGGACAUGAUUUUUGAGCCCCGCUCUGUCCCAGUGAUCCCCAUUUCGGCCAAGCAUCAGCUCAACAUAGACCGCAUGGCGAAGCACCUGCAAUCUCGAUGUACAUUAUAA